UUUUUUAAACAACACAUGUGUCUCGUAGCGAUAUAGACGAUACUAUUUUCUCAAUAUGACUGAUGCUUCCAAUGCAAAAAACCGGCAGCCGAGUAUUUUUGAGCUGCCCAAGAAUUACCAAACAUUGCAAAAUGAAAAAUUUUAAAGCCAGUUCAAUUUUGCCUUCGAUUAUAUUCAACGUGAAACAGUGCAUUUGAAUAAUCCUUCCUUUACAUAACAACGUCGAACAAUGCCUUUCGUCAAGUUACAAAAAAACAAGGCCUACUUCAAGCGUUUCCAAGUCAAGUAUCGCAGAAGAAGAGAGGGUAAGACCGACUAUUAUGCUCGUAAGAGACUUGUCGUUCAAGCCAAGAACAAGUACAACUCUCCCAAGUACAGAAUGGUCGUUCGUUUCACCAAUAAGGACAUCAUCUGUCAAAUCGUUUAUGCUAAGCUCCAAGGUGAUUUCGUCCUUGCCGCUGCUUAUGCUCACGAACUCCCUCGUUACGGUAUCAAGGGUGGUUUGACCAACUGGGCUGCUGCUUAUGCCACUGGUCUUCUUCUUGCUCGCCGUACCUUGACCAAGCUCGGUCUCGCUGAUAAGUACGAAGGUUUCACUGAACCUGAUGGUACUGUCCAAAUGAUCGAAGCUGCUGAAGGUGCUCCUCGUCCUUUCAAGGCUUUCCUUGAUGUUGGUCUUGCUCGUACCUCCACUGGUGCUCGUGUCUUCGGUGCUAUGAAGGGUGCUUCCGAUGGUGGUAUCUACAUUCCUCACAGCGGUAACCGUUUCCCUGGUUUCGAUAUCGAAACUAAGACCAACGAUGAUGAACUUCUCCGUAACUACAUUUACGGUAUUCACGUUGCUGAAUACAUGGAAUACCUCGAAGAAGAAGAUGAAGAACGUUACAAGAAGCAAUUCGCCACUUUCAUCAAGGAAGGUGUUACUUCUGACAUGAUUGAAGACAUGUACGCUGAAGCUCAUGCUGCUAUCCGUGAAAACCCCGCUCCUCAACCCACCGAAAAGAAGGGCAAGCCUGCCAAGCCCAACAAGAAGGGUCUUCGUCUUAACAAGAAGCAACGUCUUAACAGAAUUAAGGAAUCUAAGGCUAAGUUCGAAGCUUCUCAAUAAGUUCCUUAUUUUUCCCUCAUUCUACGCAACAUUUACUUAUUAAAUAAUCAUUCUGACAAAUAAAAAAAGGUUUGAUUGUAAUUUCAGAUCUCUGUUUACAAGGUUUUUUGUUAUUUUGCAUUUAUGAUGUUGCAUUUUCAGUUAUUAUACAGUAUUAUGAUGUCAAAAUUGUGCACCUGAAUUUCUAUAUUUUUUCUAUGUUAUGUAUUACACGGCGUGUAGAUCAAAGCUUUCUGUAAAAAGUGGUUUUGUGUGACUGAAGCUUUUUUUAGUCUUUUGAUUUUUUGAUUUUUUUUUUUACUUUGUUUUUUUUUUAUUCAAAAGCCUUUUGUGUCG
Mycotypha africana is the source of this 1444-nucleotide messenger RNA. RefSeq lists its product as uncharacterized. The transcript has 3 exons. Gene Ontology annotation, cellular component: ribosome; cytosolic large ribosomal subunit. Bases 230 to 1108 code for a protein of 292 amino acids. Gene Ontology annotation, biological process: ribosomal large subunit assembly; translation. The record is from RefSeq and is a predicted model, not a curated record. Gene Ontology annotation, molecular function: 5S rRNA binding; structural constituent of ribosome. NCBI's taxonomy places the organism in Eukaryota, Fungi, Mucoromycota, Mucoromycetes, Mucorales, Mycotyphaceae.